AUGUUCCUCCCUUCGACUUUGACAAAAUGUUCCUCCCAUCGACGCUGCCAAAUUGGUCCUCGCUUCGACGUUGACAAAAUGGUCCUCGCUUCGAAGUUGCUAAAAUGGUCCUCGCUUGGACGAUGCCCAAAUGGUCCUUGCUUCGACGUUGCCAAAAUGUUCGUCCAUUCGACGUUUCCAAAUACUUCUUCGCUUCGACGUUGCCAAAAUUGUCCUUGCUUCGACGUUGCCAAAAUGUUCAUCCAUUCGACGUUGCCAAAAUUUUCAUCCCUUCGACGUUACUAA
This is a messenger RNA of Protopolystoma xenopodis, 285 nucleotides long. NCBI's taxonomy places the organism in Eukaryota, Metazoa, Platyhelminthes, Monogenea, Polystomatidea, Polystomatidae. The record is from the annotation of a GenBank genome assembly.